ACCCCCGUCCGCGGUCUGGUGCGUCACGAUUUCCCUCCUUCUCGCCCUCUCCUACUUACGCCUGUCUAGACCAUCGACCCAAUAGAGUAGUGUAUCAUCUGGUAUCUCUCACCAGUAACGACUCCCUUUAAGACCUCACCGCGCUUGAGGAUCACGAACGAUCAUGAGUGCGACGCCGUCCCCGAAGCCGUUCGCGGUGCCGCAGUUCACGACGAAGGACUAUUCCUCGUUCUUCCUCGCAGGCGCACUAUGUUGCACCGUUACACACGGCGGCAUGACGCCGAUUGACGUCGUCAAGACGCGCAUACAGAUCGACCCCGCCAUGAAGGGCCAGUCCCUCCUCUCCGGCGGUCGUGCCAUCGUCGCGAAAGAGGGCGCCUCUGCGCUCCUCACGGGCUUCGGGCCUACCGCUGUUGGCUACCUUGUCCAGGGAGGAGCAAAGUUCUCGGGCUACGAGUAUUGGAAGAAGCAGUUCGUCCAGAUCGCAGGAAGCCAGGACGCCGCCGUCGCACACCGCACCGCGAUCUACCUCGGCGCGUCCUCCGUAGCAGAAUUCUUCGCGGAUAUCCUGCUCACGCCCCUCGAGGCGACGCGCAUCCGGCUCGUCUCACAAAGAGGGUACGCCACGGGGCUCACGACGGGCUUCAUGCGACUCGUGCGCGAAGAGGGCUUCGCCGGGCUCUACGCCGGCUUCCUCCCCAUCCUCUGCAAACAGAUCCCGUACGCGAUCGGGCAGUUCACCGUGAACGAGUUCUGCCACGAGCUCGUGUUCAGGAACCUGUCCGAGGAGACGCGCGCGAACCUCUCGGGCACGGGAAAGUUCACGAUCGCGCUCGGGAGCGGCGUCGUCGCCGGGUUCGCCGCCGCGAUCCUCAGCCAGCCCGCGGACACGCUGCUCUCGCAGAUCAACAAGGGCCACGGCCCCGAGGGCUCGAUGGUCCACCGCCUCGGCGUGCUCGCGCGCGAGGCGGGCGUGCGCGGCCUCUUCGCGGGGCUCGGCCCGAGGAUGGUCAUGACCGCGGGCUUGGUCAGUGGCCAGUUCUUGCUGUAUGGCGGGAUCAAGGACGUGUUGGGCGCCCCGCCGGGGUUGGAGAUCCAUAAGGAGGAUAGUGUGGUGGUGAAGUCGUAGGUGAGGGGGGCCCUUGUGUCGUUCUGAAUAAGUGAGAAGUGGACUGGACUGUGAGUCCUGUGGUAUAUGGACGUUGACUGCUUGUUGUGUGUCGAUUCGGA
Molecule: messenger RNA, 1230 nt
Organism: Rhodofomes roseus
Lineage: Eukaryota; Fungi; Basidiomycota; Agaricomycetes; Polyporales; Fomitopsidaceae
Product: mitochondrial carrier domain-containing protein
Exons: 6
Coding region: 164-1129 (321 amino acids)
Biological process (GO): mitochondrial phosphate ion transmembrane transport
Cellular component (GO): mitochondrial inner membrane
Molecular function (GO): phosphate transmembrane transporter activity
Source: RefSeq, a predicted model, not a curated record